Messenger RNA from Rhagoletis zephyria (snowberry fruit fly), 919 nucleotides. Its product is annotated as coiled-coil-helix-coiled-coil-helix domain-containing protein 2-like. Lineage: Eukaryota; Metazoa; Arthropoda; Insecta; Diptera; Tephritidae. The record is from RefSeq and is a predicted model, not a curated record. Gene Ontology annotation, biological process: mitochondrion organization. Gene Ontology annotation, cellular component: nucleus; mitochondrion.
UAGCUGUGAAUUAAACGUCAGUUGAAAAGAGAAAAAGCAAGAAUUAAGUCGUAAAAAGCGAAAAGCUCCAAACCAAAUAUAAGUGAAAUUUCGAGCGAAUACCAAAUAUUAGUAUAAUUAAUUGUUUAAAACUUUUGUGAUUAAAAAAGAAAAUUUCUAAAAAUGGUACGACGUGGACGUUCGGCUAGCCCACCACCAGCUACCAGGAGGAGUGUGCCUACACACCAUGCAUCGGCACCAACACCAAAUGUGCCAGCACGCACUGCACCCGCUGCUCCACCAGCGCCUGUACAAGCUGCACCCAGCGCUGUUGGCGCACCACAGCAACCAUCGAUGUUUCAGCAGAUGGCAGCUACCGCUGGCGGCGUAGCCGUCGGAUCAGCAGUGGGCCACACCAUCGGGGCCGGCAUAACCGGGUUGUUCAGUGGCUCUGGCGAUAAAGAAGUAGCCGCCCCUGCUGCCUCGGCACCAGCUCAACAAUAUCUUGCUAACGGCGCUCAGCCCAACGAGCCCCAAGGCCCUUGCACCUGGGAAAUCAAGCAGUUCCUGCAAUGUGCUCAGGGUCAAUCCGACCUGACACUCUGCGAGGGCUUCAACGAGGCGCUACGACAGUGCAAGGCUCAACAUCACUUGCAGUAAAUUAUUGGAAUGGCAUAAACUUGCUGGCAAUUAUAUAAAUUUCCCUUAUGUUUCAACGUAAUUCAAAAUAUAUACUUAUUGCUAAUGAAUGUAAAGAAAAACCAAUUUAUAUGUUAAAUGUUGCAAGUUUGAAGAUACCUUUUUUUAGUGAAUGUGUCAGUUAAUUAGAAAAUGCAGCAACAACAACAAAUGUUUUUGUAUGCAAGACGUUCUAGAAAUAUCUACGCAAAGAAAACAUAUUUGUGUUACGAGAAUAAAGAAGUAAGCGUUAAUUGGCAAA